AUGUCUUUAAAUAGUGAUACACGCAGCCAGAAGCGCACUGUCAGACGUAUUUGUUCUGAAGUAAAACAUUCAGAAGAUAAACCCGAUGAAUCAAAGCCAGUUUUAUCAUUCAAAUCUCCACGCAAAGGCUACAAACGUGCGAAAAUUGUAUCAGAGAUCGACGAUUUUGAUGCAGAUGUCGUUAGAAGAACGGUGCAUGAGUUUUACGAUCGAGGUGAGUAUCCAACUGCGAAUUUAAUAUUAAAUGCUUUAAAACAGAAAAUCAAUUAUUCCGGUUGCUUACGUUCGAUGCAAAACCUGUUGAAGAAUUUGAAAUUUUCUUAUAAAAAGUGUAAUGAUGGCCGAAAAUUCUUAAUGGAGAGAAAUGACAUGGUUGCACUUCGAUGUAAAUUCCUUCGAGAGAUUUGUACGCUGCGCAAGGUAAAAGAUGAUCGCCCUAUUGUUUAUAUUGACGAAACAUGGGUCAAUCAAAACCAUACGAGGUCAAUGAUAUGGCAAAAUGAAGGUAGCACUGAAGGUUUGAAAGUUCCUACGGGAAAAGGAGGUCGGCUUAUCGUGUGUCACGCUGGAUGUGCGCGUUACGGGUUUAUUCAAGGGUCCAAACAAGUAUUCCGUAGUAAUACAGGCAAUACCGCUGACUACCAUAGUCAAAUGAAUGCUGAAAUAUUUCAAAAAUGGUUUGUUGAACUAUUAAAUAAUCUUGAAGAGCCGUCUGUCAUAGUAAUGGACAAUGCGUCAUAUCAUUCCACGUUGGUAGAAAAUUACCCAAAAAGCAAUUGGAAAAAAGCUGACGUACAAAAAUGA
Sipha flava (yellow sugarcane aphid) is the source of this 804-nucleotide messenger RNA. RefSeq lists its product as uncharacterized. Gene Ontology annotation, molecular function: nucleic acid binding. Lineage: Eukaryota; Metazoa; Arthropoda; Insecta; Hemiptera; Aphididae. The transcript has 2 exons. The record is from RefSeq and is a predicted model, not a curated record. Bases 1 to 804 code for a protein of 267 amino acids.